Fusarium redolens is the source of this 3247-nucleotide messenger RNA. RefSeq names its product D-isomer specific 2-hydroxyacid dehydrogenase. Gene Ontology annotation, molecular function: NAD binding; zinc ion binding; DNA-binding transcription factor activity, RNA polymerase II-specific. Gene Ontology annotation, biological process: DNA-templated transcription; regulation of DNA-templated transcription. The transcript is spliced from 2 exons. The record is from RefSeq and is a predicted model, not a curated record. The coding region runs from base 62 to 3247 and encodes 1061 amino acids. Lineage: Eukaryota; Fungi; Ascomycota; Sordariomycetes; Hypocreales; Nectriaceae.
AUCCUCAAUACGUUAUACAACGAAUGAAUGGCAAAGUUGCACUCGCUCGCCAUCCGUUUCAAUGUCCACAACCCCCGAACAGCGACUAUUCGCCUGCGAGCGAUGUUCACGCCGAAAACAACGAUGUGAUCGCACAAUCCCUGUUUGUCAACCAUGCCAAGAAGCUCAAGCAGAAUGUACUGGGUCAGCUUCCGAGGGGACUGUUAUAUCCGGCAAUAACAGAGUCAUCGCUCGUAAAGGCCCCGUUACGCGAUUGCUGGAGCAGAUUGAAUUCUUGGAGGAGAAGCUUCGGAGCCAUGACCGAGGAGAGCCCAGUAAUGACAAUGCUUCUGCAGCGGUUGACCCUGAGAGCCUAUCACCAGCUGCAGCCGGGCCGUCUGAGCAUCAGGAUAGUGCAGCCUUACCGCACUCCACAAGCAUGAAUAUGAGAUUCCUUUCACUAAGCGCCAUGGCUGAGCCUUCUUCUCGUCGGGGCGAGUUUCUCAAACAUCUCUCCACCCCGCGUUUAAUUGCCGGCAUCACAAAGACCUACGGCGGUGAUCCUGAGUCAACAUCACGCCCCGAUUCACUAUGGGAAGGUAUAUCGACAUAUCUCCACCAUCCCCAGGGUAGUAAGCAUCGCUUACGUAUUCCCCCUGCCGACGCGAACAAAGCUCUUGAGAUAUACCUCGCAGUAGUGGACUUCCGUUUUCCACGUCUCCCCGUGGAAAAGGUGCUUGCGGGCAUUGAUGCAAUUUCACACCCCGAGGAGGAUCGUUUCAGACGCGUUGUCGCUACAGACCCGGCGCAUGUGUUUAUGGCCUACGCUGUCAUCACUAUUGUACCACUCGUUAGCGAUGCCUAUCCCAUCUCACAAGGAUCCUGGGUCUCGGUACAUCUUUUAGGAAAGUGCAUGGAGCUACUCGACAGAGUCUUCAAUCAGGAAGAUGGCAUCGAUAUCAUUCAGUGUCUACAGCUUCUCGUCAUUCUUGCAGUACACUGCUCCGCUGCUGGGUCCGCCUGGCAUCUUUCCAGCUUCGCAAUGAAUAAAUGCAUCGCCUUGGGAUAUCAUCGCGAAGAUCCCAAGUCUGCUUCCGUAUCACUGUUGGAAGUUCAGCAGCGAAGAUGGGCGUUUUGGGGGUGUUAUCUUCUGGAUGUCUUGAUAUGCGCCGCUCUGGGGAGACCACCAAGCAUCGACGUCAGACAUAUCACCACUCCUCUACCAGAUCCUGCAUCGAAUUCCCCUAGUCAAUGUGCACAGCAUGGACAAAUCAUUUCUAAUCUCCGAACGGCCCCUUCUACGACCCAUCGUCUUAUUUCUCGAGACGCGUAUCACAAACAACUCUUCCAAUAUGCCCGCCUUCUGUCUCAGGCCGUUAGUGAGACUCCAAGCAGCCCCCAAUCCUCGGCGCCGUCAGACGAUUUCGAACAUCUGCUCGGACAGGCUCUAAGUUGGAGGAUCAGCUCACUACCGCACGAUGAGCCAGACAGCUGUAACAUAUAUCUCUUUCAGACAUCUUUAUAUAAUACCCUCAUGCUACGGCUAGCAGUCACAGAGCUACUGACCCUUUUCUCAUUUGAAAUGGAUCUUGACGACUCCCAACUCUCACCUCAAGACAGAGCUUCUUUCCUAGGCGACUUGGGCCUUGAAGAAAGCCGGAUGAAGAGAUUGAAAGUUUCACAAAUUUGCGCAGCUGUGGCGCGAAGUUUAGAUAGGGUUCACAUGACCGGUCGUUCUUAUCUCUCUCUCAUCACUGGCUACAGCUCUUUGACAAUGGCAUUUACAUGUCUAUACUUCAUGUCUGUUCGCACCAUGGUCAGAAACGCAGUAGGAGAGAACGCCACCCGGAGCCUUUCUCAAAGUCACCUGGAAUCAGAUGGCUCGAGUAUGACAUGGCACCCGCCACCGUCAUCAUUUCACUGCCAAAAUUCUGGAGGAGCUGUCCCAUCAUUUAUUACCAGUUCCUCACGCUCUUAUCAUCUCUCUCCGGAGAGUCAAGCCUGGGCGAAUAAUUUUGAGGGUGAUGGGGUUAACGACGCUUUCAACAUUGCCACUGCGAAGGUUGACGUAGUGGGACGCCAAUUUCCUCGCCUCAAUCAUUACGGACGCAUGGCACUCGAUAUUCGUAAACUACUGAUUUCAAUGUCAAGCCCGGCUACAGCUUUCUCACCUGUUGACUUUGCUGUUGGUGAUCAACUUGAAACAAUCAAGGCUAGCGCUCAGGAUGUUGGACCAAUGUACUUAAGGCAGCUCACAGCGGCCAUCUUCAAUUCUUUACAAUUCUUUACAAUGGGCUCAAUACCACCUACAACACAGAUGGCUGACUCCACCAAGCCUGAACUGUACAUCCUCAGCGACUUCCACCCAGAAGCCGUCAAGUACGCCCAAAAGUCUUUUAACUGCAUCCUUUAUGGUGAUCCUCGCACAGAGAAUUGGCACUCUCACGCCACAGCAAUCCUUAUCAAGGACUACUACAUCACAGAAGAAGACCUCCUUUCAGCACCGCAACUAAGAGUCAUUGGCAAACAGGGUGUCGGCCUGGACAAGAUUGACGUCGAGGCUUGCAAGAGGCAAAAUGUCAAGGUUUGCAACACCCCUGGCGUUAAUGCUUCCGCCGUGGCAGAGAUGGCGCUGUGCUUGGCUCUCACCGUUGCUCGGGAGGUACCUCAGAUGGUCAUUCGACAACGUAUUCAAGGGGAGGCUAUUCGAAAGGAGACGGUAGCUGGAAUGCUACUGUCUAAAAAGGUCAUCGGCGUCGUGGGUAUGGGCCAUAUCGGUCAAGCCAUUGCACAAAUGUACGUCGGUGGACUACAAGCAGAGAUCAUUGCUUUCGACCCAUAUUACCCCGAGAAUGAAGGCUCUUGGAACACAAUUCCCUACAAGCGCGUCAAAACUCUUCCCAAGCUUCUCGAGGUUGCAGACGUGGUGACACUGCACGUUCCUCUUACUCCCAGCACAAAGAACAUGAUUGCAGCGCCUCAGUUGAAGCAGAUGAAGAAAACAGCCAUAUUGAUAAACACAGCACGUGGUGGAAUUGUUGAUGAGGAUGAUCUGGCAGAUGCGCUUGAGCAGGGUGAGAUCUGGGGUGCCGGCUUUGACUGCCAUUGCGAGGAGCCGCCGACAUUGGUCAAAUAUGAACGUCUUUGGAAUAGUCCCCGUUUUGUUGGGACGCCGCAUAUUGCUGCUGCGACGGAUGAGACUCAGAUUGCUACAAUCAACGGAGCCACGGAUGGCAUACUUCGGUUCUUGCAAGAGCACAAGAAAUAA